AAAUGAAAGUCAUUUAAUAUCUUUAUGUGGUGUUAACUUUGAAACUUUUAAUAUUUUUCUAACAUAUAUUGAUGAUCAAAAUUAUUCUAAAAAAUCUAAAGAAGAUAGACUUUUGUUGUCAUUAGUGAAGUUAAAACUAGGAAUUAGUUUUACAUCAAUUUCAAUAUUCUUUAAUCUACACCGUUCCACAUGUUCAAGAAUUUUUAAAAAUGUUUUAAAAAUGCUUGCAGUUGCUACCAAAAAAUGUGUGUUUUGGCCUAGUAAGAAAUCUAUUGUUUCCACCUUACCCCAAUCUUUUAAACAACAUUAUCCAAACUGUAGGGUUAUUAUUGACUGUACAGAAAUCAAAACUGAACAACCACCUCAUGUUGAUCAAAGAGCGUUUAUGUACUCUCAUUACAAAUCUGCUUUUACUUGUAAAUUUUUAGUUGGAAUAGCUCCGUGUGGUAUGAUCAUUUUUGUUUCAAAAGCAUAUGGUGGUAGAGCUAGUGAUAGCUUCAUCACUAAUGAUAGUGGUUUGUUAAACUUAUUAGAACCUGGGGAUCAAGUCAUGGCUGACAAGGGGUUUCCUGGGAUAAAAACUAGUGUAAAUGAAAAAAACUCUAUUUUAGUUAUGCCCAUUUAUGCAUAA
This is a messenger RNA of Macrosiphum euphorbiae (potato aphid), 631 nucleotides long. NCBI's taxonomy places the organism in Eukaryota, Metazoa, Arthropoda, Insecta, Hemiptera, Aphididae. The record is from the annotation of a GenBank genome assembly.